AUGCCGGUCAUUGAACACAUAUUUAAUUACUCACUAUCUUAUGGCACCUUCCCGGAUUGCUGGAAAACGUCUGUAGUAUGCCCAAUACCGAAGAUAAAGAGCCCUUCUCUACCACAGCAUUACAGACCAAUCGCAAUACUGCCAACAAUUUCAAAGGCUCUUGAGAGAAUCGUAUGUGAGCAGAUGCAAGGUUAUCUAGAGNAUAAUGCUCUGUGNGAUCCCUGUCAGUUUGCGUAUAGAAAANGACACUCUACACAGACCAGUGUAAUCAGGAUUNUAGACNACGUCAGGAAAGCUGUUGACAAAAGGAUGAUCACGAUCUGGGUGCUCUUUGAUCUCUCUAAGGCAUUUGAUCGGGUGCAAUGUCCGAUCUUAUUGGAUAAGCUGGCUAGCUAUAAUUUUUCGAGUCAUGCUCUCAAUUGGUUAAAGUCCUACUUAAUCAAUAGAUCCCANGUAGUUCGUGAUCNUGUAACUUCUAGAUUAUCAUCUUNGGCUAAAUUANAUGCUGGUGUUCCUCAGGGCUCCGUUCUGGGACCUCUUUUAUUUACUUUGUAUCUAAAAGACUUUGGCGGCAUUUUGUCGCACUCAUGGAAUCUCAUUCCAUCGAGUAUACGCGUGAUCCAGUCUCUUGAUUUAUUUAAGUCGUUAAUGGCGCACCUGGAUGAGUUUAAGAAUUUCUUCGCUGACUCUCAAUAUGACAUCAUAUGCCUUUCUGAAACCUGGCUCAAACCUGCUAUAUUGGACGUGUCAGUUUCUUUACCUGAAUAUAACUUUUUCAGAUGUAAUAGAGUUGGCAGGAAAGGUGGAGGUGUGGCUUUCUACCUUGCUUAUCCUUGUCAAGCUAAGAUCUUGAAAAUGUNUGAAGGCGAAUAUAAUAAAAAGCCUGAGUACUUGAUUGCAGAAUUAUCUAUAGCCACACAAUCAAAGAUCCUAUUGGCUGUGGUUUACAGGCCACCUCAUUGUGGUCAUCUCAGAGACUUCUUCAAUGUUCAUGACUGGAAUCAGCUUCUGAGUACCAAUGAUAUCGAUCAAAAGGUCAAACUAUUUAAUCAAUAUCUCUUAGCUAGUCUUGAUGGAAAUACGCCAUUAAAAACCAUUUAUCCUUACAUAUGCCUGCGCCUUGGCUGA
This is a messenger RNA of Pseudomyrmex gracilis, 1128 nucleotides long. RefSeq lists its product as uncharacterized. Bases 1 to 1128 code for a protein of 375 amino acids. The transcript is spliced from 4 exons. The record is from RefSeq and is a predicted model, not a curated record. NCBI's taxonomy places the organism in Eukaryota, Metazoa, Arthropoda, Insecta, Hymenoptera, Formicidae.